Messenger RNA from Amphimedon queenslandica, 2237 nucleotides. Its product is annotated as formin-like protein 3. Bases 139 to 1962 code for a protein of 607 amino acids. The record is from RefSeq and is a predicted model, not a curated record. Gene Ontology annotation, cellular component: cytoplasmic side of plasma membrane. Gene Ontology annotation, biological process: cell surface receptor protein tyrosine kinase signaling pathway. NCBI's taxonomy places the organism in Eukaryota, Metazoa, Porifera, Demospongiae, Haplosclerida, Niphatidae. Gene Ontology annotation, molecular function: protein binding. The transcript is spliced from 7 exons.
GGUGUGGCUCUUGCUAAUGGAAUUGAAAGAAAAGGCUUAGUUUUAUAACAAUUCUCUAUUUGCAUACAAACAGUUGCUGGCUCUCCUUUACUCCCUCCUUCUCUUCAUUUAUUAUAGGACAAUCCUUUGGGCCCGAUAAUGUCUCUAGGAAAAGAAAUUACAAUGACUGUCCCUUAUUCAAGCACCUCUGGCUAUGGGUUUCUCAUUGAUGGAAAUCGCAAGCCGCUACGUGUCUCGCUGGUUGAGAAAGACUCAACUUCACAAAUGGCCGGACUCAUGACUGGUGACCUACUACUAACAGUCAAUGGGCAUAAUGUUAAAGACUCAAUACUACAAACCGUCCAGUCCAUCAUUAGUUAUUCAACCGGCUCACCUCUUACGCUAAAAGUUGCCAGACCCCAGAUUAGCGAGAGCAAAGCUAAGGCUAACCAAACAAGUAGUCUUAAUGCUUAUCAAGCUGCUGUAGGUGAUGCUAUGCGUUCAGCUCAAAACGCUUUUGAUCUUUUAGGAUUAUCACCAUCAAAGAACAAGGACAGAGAAGAGAAAGAAAUCUCCAUUGAACUGGAUGCAAAUCCAAGCGAUAGUGACCAGUCCUUCCCUCCUUCUUCUCGAUCAGAGGACGACGAGAGAGAAGAGCUGGACGAGGACCCCAUCAUGGAUUUCACUCAUGGGUCGGACGAGUACACUCACGACUCUCAUGGUCAUUUUUCAGCUGCAAUGGUGGGUGGGAUUAUACGUGCCCAGCAAGCUUUACAAGGAAUUAAAGAUCUAUCGGCAUCAACAAAGCCUAAGACUACGCAGCCUAAGCCUCAAGUAUCUAGCGAAGCUAGUAUUGAGAUUGGUAGACGACCAUUGAAAGUGAAAGAGGUUUCAAAUGAAGCUCCCAUUCCUCCAGCAAAAGGUCAUGACCAAUCAGGAGUAAGGAUUGAGGUUAGUGUUGCUGAUGGUAAAGGAAGUGGAUCUGUUGUUGAAAAAGCACCAACUAGACAUGAAGAGGGUACUGAACCUCCUCCUUUCCCUCCUUCUCGGUCUAUUCCUCCUCCUGUCUCACCUCAGUCUCAGGUGCCAGUCAUUCAUCAAGACAUGAAGUCCCUACCUCAUCCUUCAAUGCCUCCUUCUGUCCCUCCUCAUUCUCCAUCUUCUUUUCCUCCUUCUCCUUCUCUUCCUCCAACUGUCCCUCCUCACUCUCCAUCUUCUUUUCCUCCUUCUCCUUCUCUUCCUCCAACUGUCCCUCCUCACUCUCCAUCUUCUCUACCUCCUUCUACUCUCCCUCCUCCUUCUCUCCCUCCUCCUUCUCUCCCUCCUCCUUCUCUUCCUCUUCUUUCCUCCUCUCAGUCCUCAUCAAAUGACCUGCUCUCCCCAUCCUCCAACCCUCCUCCCAUUCCUCCUUACAAUCCGGUAGUUCCUGACACGUUCCUCCUCAGCAAUCGUCCUGAGUAUCAGCUCCAAGUAAAGAAGCAGAUGCACUCGUACGAAGACGUCUCACUUCAGUUGAAGGCUUCACCUCAAGAUGAGGCUCCUCCCACUACCCCACCCACUUCUGGUGUUGUAUUGAGAAGCAAAGGGAGAGGUGCGGCUAAGAAGACGGUCGUAGAAGAUCUUGAAGUGGGUGGGGCUUCAGUUUCGACUCCUCCCCCUCCAGUUAUUGUGACUGAUUCUCCUCUUGAUCCAGUGAAGGCUUCAUUUGGUCUACCAGCUAGUGUUCAUACGUGGAAGAUAUCUCAUGUGCUAACAUGGCUGAGUCAGUUAAACUCAAGUCUCAGUGAGCUGUACAAUGAAUGCUUUACCCAGCAUAGCAUUACUGGUCACACUCUAUUACAUUUAAAUCAAAGCAAGCUCCAGUACAUUGGUAUUGACAAUAAAGAUCACAGAACUCUAUUGGGAAUGGCUGUUGCUAGAUUGAGGCUCCAUCAUGAACAGAAAGAACUGGAACGUCUGACUGGACAAGUGUCGUGGCUUUAAGAUUUAACCACAUCUUUUCCAUUAAACUUUAUUUAUCCAUUUUUAAUUCAUUAUAAUCCUUCAUCAAUACAUUUAUUGUUAUUAUUAUUAUUGUUAUCAUUAUUAUUGUUAUUAUUAUUAUUAUUCUUAGAAAUUGUUUAUUCUCUUUGAUCAUAAACUGAUUGUUAAAUUGACAUUUAUAUUUAACAUUUAUAUUGUAAACUGGCAUAUAAUAAAUAUAGUUGAUUUGUUAUUAUUAUUAUUUAAGAUAAAGAAUUCAAAUCUUUUGGUAGAUU